This is a messenger RNA of Dovyalis caffra, 978 nucleotides long. The record is from the annotation of a GenBank genome assembly. Lineage: Eukaryota; Viridiplantae; Streptophyta; Magnoliopsida; Malpighiales; Salicaceae.
AUGACCAGGCUUCUUUCUACUUCACAGCUUAAUCAGCUUGCCCACAUUAGAGAGCAAGAGGUGAUGAAACUUAUGGAAUCAUUAAUUAAUAUUUCUAGAGAAGGUGAAGUUUAUGAUUUGAAGCCACUGCUAACAGCAUUGACAAAUAAUAUUGUUUGUAGAAUGGGUAUGAGCAUAAGAUGCUCGGAGAAUGCUGAUGAAGCUAAGGAAGUGAUCAAAGAUUUGGCUGAUGAAGUUUCAGAGCUUGGAGGCAAGUUAACUGUAGAAAAAUUUGAUCGGAAGAUGGAGAGGAUCAUUAAGGAGCAUGAAAAGAAGAAGGACAUGAAAGGCAAUGUUGAAGGACAGGGGAGUAAUGAUUUGAUGGAUAUCCUAUUAGAAAUUUCAAGAGACUCAAAUGCUGAAAUGAAGUCAACCACCAAGGAAAUCAAGGCGUUCUUCCUAUAUUAUAAAGAUCAUGGCUGGCACCAUACAUCAUCACUAGGCGUGGUAUGGGCCUUAGCAGAGGUGAUAAAUAAUCCAAGAAUUUUCAAGAGACUAAGGGAAGAAAUUAAUUCAGUUGUGGUGUCAAACAGACUAGUUAAGGAAUCAGAUAUCCCACAUCUCCCAUACUUACGAGCAGUUGUGAAAGAAAGGUUAAGACUACACCCUCCAGGACCUGCAGUACUGCUUAGACAAUGCAUUGAAGAUUGCAACAUAAAUGGCUUUGAUUUAAAGGGAAAAACCAGGAUCUUAAUCAAUGUUUACACCAUUAUGAGGGAUCCAAGUAAAUGGACAGAUCCUGAUGAGUUCAUUCCAGAGAGGUUCAUGGGGAACAGCCCUUCGCAAAAUCAAAUGCAAAUGAAAGGACUAGAUUUUGGUUAUCUUCCGUUUGGGAGUGGAAGGAGAGGAUGCAUUGGUGCAUCACUUGCUUCAAUGGUGGCCCAUGCCACUAUUAGAGGGUUGGUCCAAUGUUUUGAAUCGGGAAGUCGAGGGUGGUGA